UACAGCUGUGACAUCAUCUCUCCCGUUUCACCCUCCGGCCGAUGACUGGUGGUUAAAGUACAGGGAUGAGCAAUAAGGACAGGAUUAAGUAGGACCAUGCGAUAAAAGGGCAAUAAGAAGGCUCGCAGAAAGAAACGGCUUCCUCCGGCACUGGGGAAGCUCGGGGAAAGAGGCAUCUGAGUGGCUGUCAGAAGCACAGUAGGAUCUUGAUAAGAAGAAGAUGAGUAGCAGACGCUGUGAGAAAGUCUGUAGGAUGCUCACAUUCUCCACUCAUUCCCGACUGGCUCCCUUAGGAUAAACGGCAUCCGUCCAAUGCAACCGAGGUUUGAAAGGUAGAACGUCAUGACAUGAAUACCCUCAGCCUCCCCCUGAACAUCCGCCGAGGGGGUUCAGACACCAACCUCAACUUCGACGUCCCGGAUGGUAUCCUGGACUUCCACAAGGUCAAACUCAGCGCCGACAGCCUGAAACAAAAGAUCCUAAAGGUGACGGAGCAGAUCAAAAUCGAGCAGACUUCCCGCGAUGGAAACGUUGCCGAGUAUCUAAAACUCGUCAGCAGUGCGGACAAGCAGCAGGCUGGGAGGAUCAAGCAGGUCUUCGAAAAGAAGAACCAGAAGUCGGCCCACUCGAUCGCCCAGCUGCAGAAGAAGCUGGAGCAGUACCACAGAAAGCUGAGGGAGAUUGAACAGAACGGGGCCUCUCGCUGCUCAAAGGAGACUUCUAAAGACAGCCUGAAGGAGAUACACCACUCCCUGAAGGAUGCCCACGUGAAAUCCCGAACUGCUCCCCACUGCCUGGAAAGCAGUAAGUCGAGCAUGCCGGGGGUAUCCCUCACGCCCCCCGUGUUUGUCUUCAACAAGUCCAGAGAGUUUGCCAACUUGAUCCGGAAUAAGUUCGGCAGUGCUGACAACAUCGCUCACUUGAAAAAUUCCCUGGAGGAGUUCAGGCCCGAGGCCAGCACCAGGGCCUACGGAGGCAGCGCUACCAUCGUGAACAAACCCAAGUACGGCAGUGACGACGAAUGUUCUAGCGGCACGUCAGGCUCGGCAGAUAGCAAUGGGAACCAGUCCUUCGGCCCCGGUGGGGCCAGCACACUGGACAGCCAGGGGAAGCUGGCCAUGAUCAUAGAGGCGCUAAGGGAGAUCAAAGACACCCAAACCCAGCUGGCGGAGGACAUUGAGGCGUUGAAGGUGCAGUUUAAGAGAGAGUAUGGCUUCAUCUCUCAGACUCUGCAGGAGGAGAGAUACAGGUAUGAGAGGCUUGAGGACCAGCUUCACGACCUGACAGAGCUGCACCAGCAUGAGACAGCCAACCUGAAGCAGGAGCUAGCCAGCGCUGAGGAGAAGGUGGCCUACCAGGCCUAUGAACGCUCAAGGGACAUCCAGGAAGCCCUGGAAACUUGCCAGACGCGCAUCUCUAAGCUGGAAUUGCAUCAGCAGGAGCAGCAGACCCUGCAGACGGAUGCCGUGAACGCCAAGGUGCUGCUGGGUAAAUGCAUCAACGUGGUGCUGGCCUUCAUGACCGUCAUCCUGGUGUGCGUGUCCACCCUGGCCAAGUUCGUGGCACCCAUGAUGAAGAGCCGCUUCCACAUCCUUGGCACCUUCUUCGCUGUGACUCUUCUGGCAAUAUUUUGUAAAAACUGGGACCAUAUUUUGUGUGCCAUAGAGAGGAUAAUAAUCCCGAGAUGAGCCGUUGCUUCCCGCCUUCACAUCCUCUCAAGUUUUUAUUUUGAAGAAAACUCUGUUGCAGACUACCAAAUUUCUGAACGAACGGCUGUGCCAAAGACGGCGAGAAGGACUGAAGCUGUGGUGUAAAUAAUUAGCGUCUCCUAACCCGGUAGCAGCUGCCAACACAGUCCCUGUCCGUGGUUAACACAAAACCGCCCUAGAGUUCUCCCCACAUCGCUCAUGGCCUUAAUCAGAGCAGAUCUCCGGCCCACCUGGCGAGCUCGGCGCGGUAGAGCCCCAUUCACUGAGCGCUUGGCACAAAGAGCGACCCAGAGGAACGGGCCUCCCUGUGUUUCCCAUGAAUCUCUGUCACAUUGAGCUUCGUGAUUGCUAGCAGCUGCGUGCUCUCUGAGCCCCACAAACAGCAAGGAUAUGGCAGGACUGGGGGAAGUGAGCAAACACAGGUUGUCAGCAGUGUUGAGCUCUUGGUGGUGGUGGUGGUGGGGUCUGCGGAAGCUCAGUCAGUCUCUCUGUGAUCUAUCCCACUUGUCCACGGGUGGCACUGCGUCCUGUUAUGUGCCCGGUGUUCACAUUGGUCAAUUGUAUAUGCCCCUGUACCAUGCAAAUCUUAUCGCUGCUUCUCUGGCAGAAGUCUGCCUAACCAGUAGCCCCGCACUUUACACAGUAGACACUAGGAUUUACAAAUGGGCUCACCUCUUCUUCUGCCCAGGGAACCACACACCCGAUUUCAUCUCACCUGGCUAGCAGGGCUCUGCUCUCGGAGCGUUCAGCUCGUGCUUUUGUCCAACUGCAGCUUUGAUAGCGCAGGGUGUUGCAAGCAUCCCUGGGAGGCUCAUGCUCAAUCUGGCGAUGGUUAGCUGUGAUAAAUCCCCUUAGAGGAUGGCAUGCACUUUUCGUGAUUCACUUUGCUCUCAGGUCUGCGGAGACCAGAGUCCAGGGAAUGAAAACAAAAUCAAACUCCAUACAUCGUAUGUGUGCCAAGGCAGGACCCUGGGGGCCUAAGAGGGAUGUGACCUCUUGGUCUGAUCGGAUGGUGGCUAGGCGAGUGGGAGCCCUUUACCCAGACGAGGUCAGGAGGGUCCACUUAGGGACGCGAAGGGCAGCGAGAAUAAGAUGAAUUAAAUCCAGUGUUGAAGCUCAGUUGCUGUCUGUCUCGUAGGCACAUAGUAGGACAAGUUCUGAGGUCACAGGAUAAAUGCACUGCCAGUGAGCAGAAAACAUGCAAGAGCCGCUGCAUUCGGCGGCUGCCGUUUACUGAGAAGCACAAAGAGGAGAGAGAAGGUUGUGCUGGACGCUGCCAGCCAGUUCCUGGUCCUCCCACUGCACCUGCCAAAGGUGUAAAGAUGCAGUUAAAUGUUUGCUUUCUUCCAGAAGAUGCUCUCCAAGAUCUACGGAUCAUCACUUGCAAAUUCUUUCUUAGGGACGUUCUCGGGGUGAUAGGGGUGUGUAAAAGCGUGCAACAGUUUAGUAUAAGCCCGGCUUAUGUGAGUGGGACUCGUAGAACUCCAGCCUUUGCCCCCCACUCCCAACUUUUAAAUCAAUAAUUAGAAAAUUCACAAAGUAUUUAACCAUUACCCUAACCAAUUCCAGAGUCAAGCUUUUUAAAAAGUAAUAAACAUCAUGUAGAGCAUUUGGAAACCAGGGAUGGGGGAGUUCCCAGCCCCACUCCUAUCCAUGACUGUGUCCCCACACAGGACCGAUGGAGGUUUCUAGUCCAAGCAGGGAGGAGGAGAGAACCAUGAUCUUCCUUGAUUCUUGUAUUUUAAUGGCCUGCUCCCUUACCUGGAGGCAUCAGACUCCCUCUGCCUACACCUUGAAGCAAGCUGGGCCAUGCCCAUCCCCCAUUGUCGAUUGUCAAUAUUUCCACAUGGCACUUACAACAUGUCAGGGCCUGGGGUGGCUCUGAGUGCUGCUGGUAGUUUAUAGAAACAGUAUGAAUUCAGCCUUAGAGGCUUAGGUCUACAGGAGAACCCAGGGAGAGCAGGCUUGUUCUCAUGCCAGUGCACACCCCAUGCCUGCACAGCCUAGCAGGACUCUCUUGAUUGACACUCUCAGACCUGUGAGGGAGUAGAGAGGAAAGUUAGAGCCAGCACACUCCAUGCUCUUCAGUCUGAGCUUUGGGUAGAAUCUGUCAGAAACAGGCACUGUCCUGAACUAAUGGAGUGGGGGCAGGGGGCACCCAAAUCAUCAUGGACUCCUAAAGAAUUCAUUGAAUUCCGUUGGCUCCAACUAAUUGUCAAAUCGCCUUCUUUACCUGGGUAUGCCUAGCCUGUAUGGCGCCCUUGCUUCGGUCUUACAGAAGGUUCAUGAAGCGUUUUAUUUUUUUAGGAAGAUUGCAGAGUUCAAAGAGACUUUGAUCGGGCAGUGCAUUAUUCUCUUAAGGGCUAUAACCCCUCUUUUGCUCUCUUGAACACAUAACAUACACACUGAAGAAAUAAAUUGUAUAAAUACACAACUAGAGACAAUGGCACAACUGUGACUUACCUUGGGACUGGGACUGAUUCACAAUUGAGUCAGCCAGUCUUGUUUUGCACUUUACGUUGGUAAUAAACAUCUCACGUAUUUCUAGGGGGUGGGAACCAUUUGGGAUGAGCAGGCAAGUGCCUGCUCCUUUAAGGGGCACUGGCGAGGCAUUCCAGAUGCUGGACUCUGGUUCUUUGGUGACAUUAUCACGAUCAAUCACCAGCGUCGUGAUUACCGAGGACAAAACAGAACUUAAACAUAUUAAGAAUGGCAAAUAUGAAAAAUCGUCCCUCUGUGGGUUUUGAAUUUUUUUCAGCUCAUAUUUGGUAUAUGAUUAAUCUAGAAUAGUUCCCCCCACCAAAAAAAAUUGAUGUGUCAGUGAAAGUACUCUCGCUGAUUUUUUUUUUUUUUUUUUUUUUUUUUUUUUUUUUUUUUUUUUUUACUGUGAACACAGCAGCCCCCAUCCCAAGCUCCUGGCUUGUGGCUUAGUAGUGUUCAGGUCUUCUGACCCUGUCGGCUGCCGUCAUUCACAUUAACGCCCUGGCACUCUGGUUUUUAUUGAAGGAUUUCCCUCUGUGUAUACUCACUGCCCUGCCUGCCUCUGACAGCAGGCUUCAAUACAGGUCAGAAUGUGCUGAGGGAGCUAGUUUGCCCCCCAAGCAACUAAUUACUUUGGUUCUUGGGGGUUGAAUUUGACAUGCCAAAUUAUUUUGUGUUGUAUGGGAAUGUAGAGUGGGUGUUUUGUUGUUAUUUUGCUUUAGUGUUGAAUCCAGACCUAAUUGUUUGGGUUUGGAAAAACACGUAUGCUUAUUGAUAAGGAUGAGUGUGGUUUAACAACCUGACUUGCAUGCUUCCAACUUUUGACCUUGGACUGGGGGAACAACUACAGGUGUAUGUGGAGAGAGGGUUUAGAGUUAGUAGGUAACUUUUAAGGGGGUCUAAAUAGACAGAUUACAGAAAGCAGAUUGGCCAAUUUGUAUCAAAAAUAAAGAGCUUUAAGAAAAUGUGUCAAUGAGAGGAACCAGGUAACUUGUUAGAAAUAAAGCAAAAAUUCCGUUUUCUGGCAUGGAUUCAGUUCUCUGCUGAAAGAGGCCAGAAGAGGUGUGACACCUUGCGUGUUUGAGGGUGGUCUACAUGUUGCCCUUCUCAUAUAUUUAAAGCAUGUCUACUAUGUUUGUCCUAAGAGAAACAUUUCAACUAAUCGUGCUCUGUGUUUAAGAUGUGCUGGGGCAGUAGCAGCAACCCUAACGUGUCAGGGAUGCUGAUCAUAACCUUCACUGCAGAAUUCCCAUCUUGUGGGGAUGCUACAUAGUCCUGUAUCUGCCGAAAAUUGUAAUUUCUCUGUAGAUCUUCCCCCAUGGUGGUGUCACCGAUGAAUUCAAAGCAGGUGCCAUUAUUUUUUAAACACUUGAUGUUUGCUUUGGUGUUGAAUAAAAGAACUAGAUUUCUUAAAUUUU
This is a messenger RNA of Arvicola amphibius (Eurasian water vole), 5608 nucleotides long. RefSeq names its product transmembrane and coiled-coil domain family 3 (gene Tmcc3). The record is from RefSeq and is a predicted model, not a curated record. NCBI's taxonomy places the organism in Eukaryota, Metazoa, Chordata, Mammalia, Rodentia, Cricetidae. Bases 348 to 1688 code for a protein of 446 amino acids. The transcript has 4 exons. Gene Ontology annotation, cellular component: endomembrane system.